AUGCAACAACAACAGAAUCCUGUGAGACAGCCUGAUACUCAGUCUGAUGUUCUUAAUCAAUUCAUGAUUGAGACGUGGUCUUCUAUUAGAAAUUUGGAGACUCAGAUAGGGCAAUUGGAUACUCUUAUGGCCAACUGUGCUCAAGGGAAUAUUGAGAGCAUGAAUGCUCUAUGUGAUUUGGGAGCAAGCAUUAAUCUGAUGCCGCUUUCAGUUUUCAGAAGAUUAAAGCUUGGGGAAGCAAGGCCUACUACGGUGACAUUACAAUUGGCAGAUUGUUCAUUGGUACAUCCUCGAGGUAUAAUAGAAGAUGUCCUAGUUAAGGUGGACAAGUUUAUCUUCCCAGCAUAUUUUAUUGUACUUGAUAUGGUGGAGGAUACAAACGUUCCACUCAUCUUGGGUAGACCAUUCUUGGCAAUAGGCCAAGCUUUGAUUGAUGUGCAGAAAUAUUAG
Messenger RNA from Humulus lupulus (European hop), 450 nucleotides. RefSeq lists its product as uncharacterized. The transcript has 2 exons. Lineage: Eukaryota; Viridiplantae; Streptophyta; Magnoliopsida; Rosales; Cannabaceae. The record is from RefSeq and is a predicted model, not a curated record. The coding region runs from base 1 to 450 and encodes 149 amino acids.